AUCACUUUUUAAGAAAAAAAUGGUUGUAAGAAGAAUCAUUUGAAUGAGGAAUUGGUUGGAAGAAGAAUCAUUUGUCAUUUGAAUGGCUUUCAGGAAAUAAUUAAGCCAAAAAGAAGUAUUUUCCAGCAUUUACUUCAUCCAUUAAAAGAGCCCAGUGUGUGGACCAGCUCCUAAUAGUUGUAGUAAACACAGUAAAGACAGAAAAAUGAAUCAAAGGUUCAAGUCAGAGAUCAGUGGGCGAUUAUUCCUCAUACACUCCCCCUCCCGGCCAAACCUGAGCUCUUCAUGAGUGUUUAGAGAGAGAGAGAGACCUACAUACCACCCUCUUUCCAAUGAAGGUGUCUGCCUGUGCAUUUCUUGGAGUGUGUGUGUGGUUUGUCAGUCUAGUAUACACUUUGGCACUCAUGGGCAGCAGACACACACACACACACACACACACACACACACUCAGAGACAAGCAUGCAGUGCACACUAAUUUUCUCUUCUGUAACGCCUGCUGUCUAUACCAGUUUGCAGUGAACAGCAAAGGGGACUUACACGACCCACUGGUGCAAUAAAUCUAACGCCCAUCGCUCUCUCUCUCUGUCUUCAUUCCUUCACACCCUCCAGAAGGAGACAUAGGAAGAGUUUGUCUUCUGGACCAGUGGAGUUUGGACAUAUUAACAUGCUUCAGCUGAUGUUCUUGGUUUAAUGGCUCUUCUUCAUGGCAGUAACAUGCACUGAUCUGAUCGACUCAGCAGUGGCUUUACAUUUGUCCAGCAGUAUGUUGAGGCACUGGGGGUUUGCUGUGUUCCUGUUGACCAUCCCAAUCCCAGUCCAACCCAGACCCACUAAUGUUCUCAGCAACAGACAACGGCGUUCGGUCAGUCACGCACAGAUGAUGCAUGACAGGAGUCGAUCCCUGCAUGACCGGAAGAGACGUAUGUGGAUCCAGGAGCUGCUUGAGCAGGUGCACACAGCUCAUGCAUGGGAGGGAAGCGUCCAGACCCCGCUGUGGUCCACCGCACACCGCCCCAAACCCAUCAGCAGCACCAAACACUUCCCCUUGAGCUUUCACAUGGAGACUGUAGGGACAAGAGACAACCUCCCACAAGAGACCAGCAAGAGCCUGAGAUAUGAGGAGCAGAAGAGGAAGAGGAAGAUGAGUUUGGGAAGAUGGAGAGACCUGGAUAGGAGGAGAGACAGGGGCGUGUGGCUCCCGUAUCCUAAUACUGAUUAGAAGCCUGUAGAAGAGCCUGGAUGAGAAUGAAGGGCGUUCACACUGACUGUGAUUCGGAGCAACAGAACUGACUCAAUCUGACAAAACACAGCAGGCUUUAUGCAAAUGAACAGUGACAGAAUGUGGUCACAUGAUUCGCUCUCUGAUUAAGUAAUAGUUGACCUCCAGUGAUUAAACUGUUGUCGGUGAACACACCUUUAAAAAGUAGACUAUUUCAGCUCGGCGUGGGAUAUGAGGAGGACUCUGCAAAAAAAAAAAAAAAAAAAAGUGACUAAAUCAUGAAAUGUAUUUUUUUAAUCAAUUCUAUAUCUAACAGCUUCAUCUGAUAAGUAGAAAGCGCUUCAUAUUCAAACCAGUUUGCAUUUGUUAUAAUCAGAGUUCCCUGUUUUAAAUGCAUUCAUUCAGUCAGACAUUUCACCUAAUAUUUAAUUUAUUUGAUUGGAAUAUUUAUUCCCUGAAUGUAUUUCAGUGCUGCUGAUUUUGAUGAGAUUUUCAAAUGCACUUUAGAUAGUUCUGCUGAUCUGCAUUCAGAUUUUGGGUAUUUUUUUAAAUGUAAUAUCCUGCUUUUCUUUUAUUUUCGCUAAUGUUCUGCUAUGUUAAAAAAUUAUAAUUGAUGAAUUAUACAUAAUAAAGCUAUUAAAAAUAUAUUUUAAAUGUAUUCUCAUGCAUGAUUUGUUUUUAGUAUUAUCGUUUGUCAACAAAGCAUCACUUUU
Molecule: messenger RNA, 1932 nt
Organism: Carassius gibelio (silver crucian carp)
Lineage: Eukaryota; Metazoa; Chordata; Actinopteri; Cypriniformes; Cyprinidae
Product: parathyroid hormone-related protein-like
Exons: 3
Coding region: 704-1219 (171 amino acids)
Biological process (GO): regulation of chondrocyte differentiation; adenylate cyclase-activating G protein-coupled receptor signaling pathway; bone mineralization
Cellular component (GO): extracellular region
Molecular function (GO): peptide hormone receptor binding; hormone activity
Source: RefSeq, a predicted model, not a curated record